This is a messenger RNA of Nanorana parkeri, 1226 nucleotides long. It is a transcript of the gene VGLL1, whose product is annotated as vestigial like family member 1. Gene Ontology annotation, cellular component: nucleus. Lineage: Eukaryota; Metazoa; Chordata; Amphibia; Anura; Dicroglossidae. Gene Ontology annotation, biological process: regulation of transcription by RNA polymerase II. The transcript is spliced from 4 exons. Bases 200 to 886 code for a protein of 228 amino acids. The record is from RefSeq and is a predicted model, not a curated record.
GUCAGGUAUUAGUGCUAAACUUCUGCAAGGAGCAGGCAGGAUUUAGGCUGCCUCUCUGCUCUCUGGACUCCCUGCAGCCUUUCCUGCCUGGCACUGAUUCUGGAAGUGGAGUGCUGCACACAGGAUCAUGCAAAGAGCUUUUAUGCUGGAGCAAAGUCUGUCUCUAAGGAUCUGAAAAGGUGCUGUCUUUUGUUAAGACAUGGAAGAUCCAAGGAAGAGCCCAGUGGAAUAUAGGAGUAAAGAGCAGCCAGUAAAGACCACCGAAAUAGGGUCACGUUGUGUAGUUUUCACAUAUUAUCAGGGGGACAUUAAUAGUGUGGUUGACGAGCACUUUUCUAGAGCAUUACGGAAUACAAAAGACCCACAAGACCUAAGUACAAGGAAUAGAAGUGACGAUUUUCUGCCAAAAAACAGCAGUAAUGUGUUGGUAGAAGAUUACACCUGGACAAAACCCUAUCAAUCCAACACCCCUGUACAGAUGACAUCUACUGUAUUAUCGCAGCUGGGCUCACCGUCUGAGCACUACCCAUCCUCAGCAAUCUACCAACAGCACCAGCAGCCAGCAGAUCUCUGGCAUUUCCACCAUUUUGGACCCCCUGGCCAUGCUAAUUCUAUGUAUCAUCACCAUUCAGUCCCAGAGUUUCAGAUGGUUCCAGGGCCUGAUGGAAAAUGUGGAUCAUUUCUUAACCUCCUGCAGCCUGAGAGAUAUUCAGGUCCUCUGCAGGAGUCAGCGUCAAAACCUGAUCUCACAUCUACAGCUACUGGGCCUCCUAUAUCUGAAAAUGUGAAUCAAAGAACACACGCACAAGCAGGUCUUCAUGCUCAGGAGAGAAGAAAGGAGUUUUUCCACGCACAAGAUAGAAGGAAGGAUUUAUAUUUUUAUUAAGUACUUAUUUUUUCUUUGUAAAGCGCUAAGAAGUUACAUUCUGGACAUUUCUGUAGCAUCCGCUGUACAUUGCUGUUGUACAUCAAAGGACAUUUUAAUGAGUUGACCUCCACAUGAAAACGAUGAUUAUUUUGUAGAUAUCUUCUUUAAGGAUAAAAAAAAUGUAUUUCUUCAUUUGAGAGACACUUUAAUCGGUUUUUACUUUUUGAAGUGAGACAAGUGUUGUCAUUUGUUAUUAUUUAGCCACUUGGGGGCACACUGUUCAUCUGAAAGCUGUGGGUAAGCAUCAUUUUAAAUAGUUUGUAGUAUGAUCAUUAAACUUAUGUUCUCUGUGGGAGUA